Messenger RNA from Eutrema salsugineum, 4166 nucleotides. Its product is annotated as protein CROWDED NUCLEI 1. Gene Ontology annotation, cellular component: nucleus. The coding region runs from base 357 to 3740 and encodes 1127 amino acids. Gene Ontology annotation, biological process: nucleus organization. The transcript is spliced from 8 exons. The record is from RefSeq and is a predicted model, not a curated record. Lineage: Eukaryota; Viridiplantae; Streptophyta; Magnoliopsida; Brassicales; Brassicaceae.
GAGAGAGAGAGAGGUUGCUUUGCUUAGAGACGUUGUCGGACUUCAAAUCAGUUUCGGUACCGGAAUUUAGGAACUCCGUUUAAAUCCGGAGCCACCAAAAUAGAAAAGAAAAAAAAAGGAUAAGCCUUUUCUUUUAUCCGUUUUUUCUCCUUCUUCUCUUGGAAUUUUCUGAGAGUGAAGUCUGAAGUCAGAGGAAUUGUUCUUCAGUUUUCGACAUCUGGGUUUUCGAUUUUCGGAGUUCAAUUUCGGAAUUAAGGUCGUUCGAAAGCUUCGGCGAAGGAAAGUUAGGGUUUUUUGUUUGUUUGACUCAGAGAGAUCUCUUCGAAUUCUCGUUGUUUCUGAGGAAAUUGUAAAAGAUGUCCACGCCUCUGAAGGUGUGGCAACGUUGGUCUACUCCAACGAAAGCGACGAAUCCAGAUUCGAACGGGAAGGGUCCAGCCAACAUGGUGACCCCAGUUCCGGGUCGGGUCAGUGAGAUCUACUACGACGAUCCAAGAAUAUUGCCUGAGAAAGUUUCAGAGCUUGAAAAAGAGCUUUUUGAAUACCAACACAAUCUUGGUCUUCUUCUGAUCGAGCAAAAGGAGUGGAGUUCAAAAUAUGAAGAGCUUCAACAGGAAUUCGAAGAAGUAAACGAGUGCCUUAAGCGAGAACGCAAUGCCCAUCUGAUUGCUGUAGCAGAUGUUGAGAAGCGUGAAGAGGGGUUGAGGAAAGCUCUGGGGAUUGAGAAGCAAUGUGCAGUUGAUCUGGAGAAGGCUUUGCGGGAACUACGCUCUGAAAACGCAGAGAUCAAAUUUACAGCUGACUCGAAGUUGACUGAGGCAAAUGCAUUGGUAAGAAGUGUUGAAGAAAAAUCUCUCGAAGUUGAGGCAAAGCUGCGUGCUGUUGAUGCAAGACUUGCUGAAGUUAGCAGAAAGAGUUCGGAAGUAGAGAGGAAGUCGAAGGAAGUGGAAGCUCGAGAAAGUUCUAUUCAAAGGGAGCGAUUUUCCUACAUUGCUGAACGAGAUGCAGACGAGGCAACUUUGUCAAAGCAGAGGGAGGACUUGCGUGAAUGGGAAAGAAAGUUGCAAGAAGGAGAAGAAAGAGUUGCUAAAUCUCAAAUGAUUGUAAAACAGAGAGAAGAUAGGGCAAAUGAAGGCGAUAAGAUUAUCAAGCAAAAGGGAAAAGAACUUGAAGAGGCGCAAAAGAAGAUUGAUGCUGCUAACCUUGCUUUGAAAAAAAAAGAAGACGAUAUCAGUUCAAGGAUAAAAGCUCUUGCUUUUAGGGAGCAAGAAACUGAAGUGCUCAAGAAAUCCAUAGAAACAAAAGAGCGAGAGCUACUAGCUCUGCAAGAGAAACUGGAUGCCAGAGAAAAGGUUGCAGUUCAGCAACUAAUUGAUGAACACCAAGCUAAAUUGGAGGCAGCACAGCGUGAGUUUGAGUUGGAAAUGGAGCAGAAAAGAAAGUCUAUUGAUGACAGCUUGAGGAGCAAGGUUGUUGAAGUGGAAAAGAGGGAGGCUGAGUGGAAGCACAUGGAGGAGAAAGUCGCUAAACGUGAACAGGCGUUAGAUAGGAAGCUGGAGAAGCAUAAAGAAAAGGAAAAGGAAUUUGAAUUAAGACUGAAAGGCGUAAGUAGCAGAGAGAAGGCCUUGAAAAGCGAGGAGAAGGCAUUGGAAACUGAGAAGAGGAAACUGCUCGAGGAUAAGGAUAUUAUUCUCAAUUUAAAAGCUGAAGUGGAGAAGAUGAAGACUGAAAAUGAGGUACAACUAUCAGAAAUUCACAAAGAGAAGGAGGGGCUUAGAGUUACUGAGGAGGAGAGAUCCGAGUAUCUUCGUCUUCAAACUGAAUUGAAGGAGCAACUAGAAAAGUGCAGGUCUCAAGAGGAGCUGCUUUUGAAAGAAGUUGAGGAUCUGAAGGCCCAAAGGGAAUGUUUUGAGAAAGAAUGGGAAGAACUUGAUGAGAGGAAAGCUGAGAUCGAGUCCGAACUAAAGAAUAUAACUGAUCAGAAAGAAAAACUAGAGAGACACAGUCACUUGGAAGACGAAAGGCUAAAAAAGGAAAAGCAAGCAGCAAAUGACAACAUGAAAAGGGAGCUCGAAACUCUGGAAGUGGCAAAGGCUUCAUUUGCGGAAACUAUGGAGUAUGAGCGUUCAGUGAUCUCUAAGAAAGCUGAGAGCGAAAAAAGUCAACUGCUUCAUGAUAUUGAGAUGCUCAAAAGGAAUCUCGAGGCUGAUAUGCAGACUAAACUGGAAGAAAGAGAAAAGGAGUUGCAAGCGAAAGAGAAGUUAUUUGAGGAAGAGAGGGAGAAGGAAUUAAGCAAUAUUAAUUACCUAAGAGACGUAGCCAGAAGAGAAAUGGCGGAUAUGCAGAACGAGAGACAGAGAAUAGAGAAAGAAAAGCUAGAAGUUGAUGCUAGUAAAAAACAUCUUGAAGAGCAGCAGACAGAAAUUCGAAAAGAUGUUGAUGACCUUGUUGCCUUAACCAAGAAACUGAAGGAACAGCGGGAACAAUUUAUUAGCGAGAGAAAUCGUUUCCUUUCUUCCAUGGAAAGUAAUAGGAACUGCAAUCCUUGCGGUGAACUGCUGCAAGAGAUCGUGCUUCCUGACAUUGACAAUCUGGAGAUGACUAAUUUGUCAAAACUGACAAACAUUCUUGAGAACGAAGCACCAAGGCAGGAAAUGAGGGAUAUAUCCCCAACUGCUGCUGGCUUAGGAUUGCCAGUUCCUGGUGGGACGGUGUCAUGGCUCCGGAAAUGUACUUCGAAGAUUCUUAAGUUGUCUCCAAUAAAAAUGGCCGAAACCUCUGCUACUCGGAAUUUGGCUGGCCAAGAACCUCAAUCUACUGAGCAAGCUAACGUGAAUAGUGGGCCAUCAACUAUGCUUCAGGCGCAAUCUGUAAGCGACACAAGAGAAGUCGAAGUCAACAAUGCAGACUCAGACGGUGAUCAAAGCAACAUCAACAGCAAGGCUCAAGAAGUUGAAGCAAAUUCUUUGUCUACUCUGAAUGCUGAUGGUCAAUCACGCAUUAGAGGGAAAGCCAGAGCCAGAGUCAGAAGAACGCACUCUGUCAAAGCUGUUGUCGAAGAUGCUAAAGCUAUCUAUGGAAAAUCUAUAGAAUUCAAUGAGCCCGAAGAUUCAACAGAAAAUGUUGAGGACUCUUCUAAAGCAAAUGAUGGAAACACGGGUGAACCUGAUCAUUCUGGUAAAGGAGCUUCAAAGAAUGGACGAAAACGUGGCCGUGUGGGUUCUUUGAGAACUUGUACUACUGAGCAGGAUGGUACCGAGAGUGAUGGAAAAUCAGAUAGUGUCACUGGAGGAGAACGUCAGCGCGUGAAGAGGCGGCAAAAGGUUACAUCAGAACAACAAGAAGUGGUGGGACAAAGAUAUAAUCUCCGGCGACCUAGAAGGGGUGCCGGAAAAACCGCUCUUGGUAAAAAGAAUGAAGAGACUGUUACAGUGCAACAAGAAGAGGGCAUUUACAGUGCUCAAACCAUUGCUACAGCUUCAGUAGGCGUUGCUGUUAGUGAUAAUGGCGCAAGCGCGAAUGUGGUGCAGAGUGAAACCAUGGCAGACUCUGAGGAUACAGAUGCUGGUUCGCCCAAAAGAACAUGCGAGAGUGCAGCAAUGAGUGAAGAAGAUGUGAACAAAACACCACAAAGGGCUCACUCUGGAAACGAGUACGAUGGUGAAGAAGAUGAAUCGGAAUCAGAACAUCCCGGGAAACAAUCCAUUGGUAAGAAGCUCUGGACUUUCUUGACGACGUAGCAUUGGUAAGAAUCCAUCUUUGAUCAGGAUGUAGUUUGCCUAUGAUGUUGAAGACCAAAAUCUUCUCCUGUUGACAAUAGUAGUGUUUGCUUCUUGAUCUCUAGCUAUCCUAGGAGACUUUUUUUUUUCUUUUUGAUUUUGGUGUUAACUAGUGUGGAUGUUUUUCACCAAAAUGUAGUGUUUUCUUUGUAGUUUUAUUUUCUACCACUUAGUUUGCUAUCUGGUUAAGAGGAUAAUUUACAAUUCUUUUGGUCUGUUUUAGAUGAUUUUUUUUAAAUUUUAUCUUAUGAGAGUGGUCUCCUUGUAACCACAAAGUGUUUGCAUUUGAUCUAUUUAUUUGUUUUUUUUUACCAUCUUUUGUCUAUUUUCCUGUCAUGUUAAAAAGACCAAGACUUAUCAAUCAUUCAAAUAAAGGCUGUUCGAAGA